Messenger RNA from Carassius gibelio (silver crucian carp), 4174 nucleotides. RefSeq names its product gastrula zinc finger protein XlCGF57.1. NCBI's taxonomy places the organism in Eukaryota, Metazoa, Chordata, Actinopteri, Cypriniformes, Cyprinidae. The coding region runs from base 433 to 2115 and encodes 560 amino acids. The record is from RefSeq and is a predicted model, not a curated record. The transcript is spliced from 3 exons.
CUUUACAACGUAUGUGGUUUUGGGAAUUUAAGUCGUUUAAUUGGGUACAAUUGUUCAAUUAACGUUAUAGUUUUUAAUUAUUUAUGUAGUUUUAAAUAAUUAUUAAAUACAACGUUGAGACAUUUAUAUACCACUUAGGGACGUUCUUUUUGGGAAUCAACACACGAGUCUUUGUGCGUCUAAUUUCUCUCCGUGACUAACGUUAUGUAUAUCGUGAAUCAACACGAAUUUAGUCACUUAAAAAUAAUGACGGGAGAAAUUCUCAUUAAUUGAACAAAAUGUUUCGUAAAAUGAUUCAAAGUUUCGCAGCGCUCGAAAGACUGCACGUUGGCGACACCAGAUGGUCAAAGCGUUGCAAAUGCAAAGAAAAAACAAAACACAGGUAACCUCCCUGAGAAACAACUGAGAUCAACUUGACAUACUAUUAUAAAGAUGGCGUUUAUUAAAGAGGAGGUAGAAGACAUGAAGAUCGAGGAAGCAGUCCAAGUGAAACAUGAAGAUACAGAAGAACAAACAGGCCUGUUAGUGCUGAAAGAGGAGGGUCAAGAACUGAAUGAAAUAGAAGAGAAAGAUGAGAAGCAUCUUGAUUGUAUGAUUGGAGGAAAAUCCCCACAUACUAAAGAUACUUCCUCAAGAGAAAGAGCUCAACAGAAGGCAACUAGGAGUUAUUUCACCUGCGUUCAGUGUGGUAAGAGUUUCAAUCAACAUGGAAACCUUGAAGUACACAUGAGAAUUCACAAUGAAGAGAGCUCUUUCACCUGCCAACAGUGUGAAAAGAGUUUUACUGAGAAAGGAAAUCUCAAAAGCCAUAUGAGAAUUCACUCUGGAAAGAGAGAGAAGCCUUUCACAUGUGGACUGUGUGGAAAAAGCUUCAUACGAGAACUAAACCUUAGAUAUCACAUGAACAAUCACACAGGAGAGAAGCCGUUCACAUGUGAUCAGUGUGAAAAGAGUUUCACACGUAAAAUAGGUCUUAAUAGCCACAUGAGAAUUCAUUCAAGAAAAAAAUGUUUUAAAUGUAACCAGUGUGGAAUGAGUUUCCCAGACAUGGAUCAUCUUAAAAGGCAUGUAAUAAUUCACUCUGGAGAGAGGCCUUUCACAUGCAAGCAGUGUGGAAAGGGUUUCAAAUUCAAUAGAAACCUUAAGACACACAUGAGAAUUCACACCGGAGAGAAGCCUUUCAUGUGCCAUUACUGUGGAAAGUGUUUCGGUCAUAAUGUAAGCCUUAAGACUCACUUAAGACUUCACACGGGAGAGAAGCCUUACACAUGCUCUUUGUGCAGUAAGAGUUUCACAUACAAAUCAACCCUCAAUGCCCACAUGAGAACUCACACUGGAGAGUGCCCUUUCACAUGCAAACUGUGUGGAAAGAGCUUCUCACAAAAAGGAAAUCUACAGACUCACAUGAGAAUUCAUACUGGGGAGAAGCCGUUCUUGUGUGGUCAGUGUGGAAAGAAUUUCAGAUGUAAAGUAACGCUUAUUUACCAUAUGAGGAUUCAUUCAAGAGAGAACAGUUUUAAAUGUCAGCAGUGUGGAACAAAGUUUACAGACAGUAAACACCUUAAAGAUCAUGUAAUAACUCACAUCGGAGAGAAGAUUUUCAUUUGCCAUCACUGUGGGAAGUGUUUCAAACUUAAAGGAAACCUGAAGACUCACAUGAGACUUCACACGGGAGAAAAGCCAUUCACAUGCAAACAGUGUGGAAAGAGUUUCAGACAUAAUGUAAGCCUCCAGACUCACACAAGACUUCACACUGGAGAAAAGCCAUUCUCAUGUUUUGAGUGUGAGGACAGUUUCACAUACCAAAGAGAUCUGAAGCGCCAUUUACAAACUCAUUCUGUAGAGAAACUGCAGUCUGACAAGAAGUUCACAAAAAAGAGCCAUUUAAAAUAUCCCCUGCCCAUUCACCCUGGAAGAAGGCGACUUAAUUGUGAUCAGUGUAAUAAAACAUUUCUUUUGCCAUCUCUCUUAAAGAUACACCUGAAAAGUCAUGCAGAUUUAAGACCCUAUUUGUGUUUCUUGUGUGGAAAGAGUUUUAAAUGGCUCAGAAAUUUUAAAUGGCACCAGAAAAUACGUGUCUGUAUGAAAUCAAGGCUCCGUUCACACUGCAGCUGAAUGUAGCCAAAAUCUGAAUUUUCUGCUCAAAAAUGAUUCCUUUCCUGUCAUUUCAAAUAUUGAUCCGCUAUGGUAGGCCACAAAUUAAAAAGUUGAGUUAUCUUAAAAUAAUAAGGUAAUUUGCUGCAAAGCAAUUUUGAGUUUACUUAACUUCUGUAAUUAAAGUUUUGCCAAAUCAUUGUAGAAAGUUGAUUGAAACUGCUAGGUUAAGUUAGGUAUACCUUCCUCAGUAAGUACAUCUAACUAGACAUCCUGAGUUUGUUUAAAGUUAAAAAGGGGGUUAAGUGAACUUUAAGAAAUGAGAAGGGAAAACUCCAGAUCCCCAUCUUCAUCCCUUUUGUGUAAGUAUCUUCUGGGUCUGUGUCCUGGAGCAAAAAAAACAAAACAACAAAGACAGAAUCGAAAUCCAUUUUUUUAAUUAAUUUAAUUAUGCUGGACAACAAAGAGUUUUUUAUAUUGUUUGGUCAUUUUACAUCGUGUUCGCUUGGAUAUAACACUUUUUUUAAUUUGUGCUGUCACUGAGAAUGAUUCAACUUGGAUUAUUCAAUAAAUAAAUUUUUCACACGCUUUGUCUUAUAGAACAGUCAGCAGAUUACAGGGUGUCCGCGGGGUUUUAAAAAGUAUUAAAAAGUGAUAAAUCAAAAUGGUCAAAUUUAAGGCCAUUUAAAGUGUUAAAUGUGGUCUCAGAGGUAUUAUUUUUUUCCAAAUUAGGUAUUAUUUUUUCCAGACUAUCAGGUGUCUUAUUCUGAUUGAAAUUCUAUCUGCGUUCGUGUUAGUUCGUUUAUAUGGGCUUUAGCAUAUCUGGGCACAUAAUCAAAGAUCUUCCGUCUCCGUCUCAUGCUGACGUCAUAUUCAGUGGUCGUUCGGCAUCAUCUCAGAACACUGCGCGCUCAACAGAAGUGGCUGGCUUACGUUUUAUUUUAGACUUGCUUCAAGGCAUAUCUUCAAUGACUGGACAACCAUCGUCGUCUUCAUGGACAAAUGCAAGUUUUCUAAUAGCUGGGUUAACGACCGGUAGUACCGAGGUCCCGUUCAAACCCGGUUCUUGACGCAUACAACGCUAUGAUUUCCGCGAAGCAGAAAACGAGUACGGAAUCUCAAAAUCCAGUCAUGUAAAUGAAACUUACAUUUUAAUAUGGACAGUCAUGGAAUUUGUGAAAGCAUAAAUUAAUCAAAUCAAAUCUCCAUAUGGACCAGUAUCUGUAAAUGUUAAGCCGCAAAAGUUGUUUGAAAUAUGAAUCCGUGUUCUGCGCGUCUCUGUGUGAAUGAUCGAAUGGCAGAGACGUGCAGGUUUAUUUACUACAUAGACUGAAGCGCAUGACGCUUGCAUUAAUUUCAGCAUCUGUUGUCUUCUCCUGUCAAAAUAAUCGAGUUAAUUUAGAAUUAUUCAUAUUCAUUUUCGAAAAAGCAGAAGACAUACCGGUUUCUCCGGUAGUGGGCGGAGCUAAUGGGCAAAUAGAAAUUUCAAAAUGACAAAUAUGCAUUCAUUAGGCCUAAAAGAAAAUUUUUACAUAAGGGCAUUGUGCUAGAAAUAUUACUAUUAUUUAGUAAAACGUAUGUGAUACUGCUACCACUGUUGCAAAAAAAUAAAAAACUUUAUUUAAAAAAAAAAAAAAAUCUCAAUAUUUCUCCCAUGUUUUAAUUUUAAUAGCAAAUCCCCUUUAUUUACCAAACAUAAAAUGUGUUUAAAUUUGAUAAAUUAAAAGACAAAUUAAAUUUGGGUGAAACUUGUUUACUGUUUUUCAUAAUUAUAUAACUUGUAGAAAAACUUUAAACACAAUUCUAAAUAAGUAUAAAGAAUGGCAUUGGUUUUAUUUUUAGUGCUAAAAAGUUAUUUUUUUUUUAUUAGCAAAUUUUUGUGUUUUGCUUUGGUACCGAAAUUGGUACCGAGAACCGUGGAUUUUCACUGGUAUCGGUACCGAAUACUGAAAUAUUGGUACCGUGACAACACUAACAGGCAGGCUUAUUGUUCGGUCUAUCCAUUUUCUCCAUUGCACAUUUUAUGGUAUUUGUUUUAUUUUUAUUUACUAAGUGAAAUAAAUGUGCAAUAUGCUGUCAA